CGACCCGAGGGGAGAUCUGGACGAACUGUGUGAGAACCGUGAAGCAAGAUUACAUACUAUACGCCAACUCGGCAAUCCUUACCCAGAUCCUCCAUCAGGACGCCAGCAAUUCACUAGAGGGCAUCCGAGUCUGUAUGAAGUACCCGAGACGCCGAUCUCACAUGCAGAAUUUCGAGAACGACUCCAAGAGGCAACAAGAGGUAGAGGAUGGAGACUCGUCCGUGCCAUUCUACGAGCACGUCUGCUCGUAUGUGAGACGCCUAGAGACAUACUGAAAAUCGUUGCUGUUGCAAUGCAGACUCCACAAGUGGCACAGAACUUGCUGCACCUGAACGAGCCGAUCAUGAGAGCAUUGUAUCGCUGUCGGGCGAAAGCAUCCGACCCGGAAGUGCUAAAGACUCUCAGUACAAUCGUCGCGCGAUUUCGCAUGUCUAAUCUGCAUGUUAAACCAAAUUUGCUUUUCAUGGCGCUGAAGUUUGCCGCCAGAGCACGGAUUCUUUCAUCAAUGCAGAAAUAUCUGAGAUUGAUACGAGAGCAAGGGCUGGGGAUGACAAGCAACGUCUAUCGCAGCGUCAUUGCAAAGUUUAGUAUUGGACACCGCGGUCUUGGUGAGAUACGUAAUGGCAGAUGGCGGAGAUCCGAGCUCCGUCAAGUGUUGCUUGGUUUCGAUGAUUGCAAAGAUCUGCCUCCUGAAAAGCAAUACCAUUUCGGUUCGUUCCUGGUCCGGGACGACUGGCAGUAUCUUCACGGAUGGGUUGCAGUUUUGGCACGCUGUAAGGAAAGCGAAGAAGUCUGGAAGGAGUGGCUUUUGUGGAAAGAGACGGACGCUUUCAAAAAGCCGAAGUUGUUGAUCAUAGAUGAGCGCAAGGAGAUGAGAGAUUCUCGCGACACGCCAAUCACAAAUAAGUCCCGUGGCUCAUACUGGUUCCUCGAGCAGAUGUGUUAUGCUGGUGACAUGGCAAAGGCCUGGCAGAUCCUCCAAGAAGCUGGUCUAGCUUUUCGCACACUAAAACCCAGAGUAGCGGACAUACUUUUGGGAUCAUUAGAGCAUGCUUCAGUAUGGAACGAAGAAGUACGAUCCGCAAUGUUAGCCAAGUAUGAUCGCGACGUGGGAAAGAUUGAACAGGCGCUUGGCGUACGAUGGGUUCCUGGAGCCGAUGAAGGGGAAGGCCACCACGAGCUGUUCAUGGACCAAGAAGCGGCACUCGAACGUCUAAGCGAACAAGACUGGAAGCUGGACGAUGAUUUCGGCUAUCCGUUGGACACGAGUCCGAUAGUUUCUAGGUCCGAACAAACCCUCCAUGAUGCAAAAGAGAGCUUCCAUCCGAGGUGAUCCAUAGAAUCAUGACGAGCACGAUUCACGAGAACUACUGAUCAAACACAUGCAAUCGCUCGCAGAUAGUAGCACAUCCGAAGAUCUUCUCAUUUGUAGUGAAGCGCUAAUGCUCAUCGAUGUUCAGGC
This is a messenger RNA of Pseudocercospora fijiensis CIRAD86, 1462 nucleotides long. RefSeq lists its product as uncharacterized. The record is from RefSeq and is a predicted model, not a curated record. The transcript has a single exon. NCBI's taxonomy places the organism in Eukaryota, Fungi, Ascomycota, Dothideomycetes, Mycosphaerellales, Mycosphaerellaceae. The coding region runs from base 293 to 1333 and encodes 346 amino acids.